Molecule: messenger RNA, 528 nt
Organism: Echinostoma caproni
Lineage: Eukaryota; Metazoa; Platyhelminthes; Trematoda; Plagiorchiida; Echinostomatidae
Source: the annotation of a GenBank genome assembly
AUGGACUGGACUGGACUAGACUGGACUGGCCUGGACUGGACUGGACUGGAUUGGGUUGGACUCUACAGGAUUAGACUGGACUGGACUGGAUUGGACUUGGCUGGACUGCACGGGACUGGACUGGAGAAAACUGAAAUGGACUGGACUGGACUGGACUGGACUGGACUGUCCCGGACUGGACUGGACUGGGCUGGACUUGACGUGACUGUACGUAGCUGCACUGGACUGGACUGGACUGGACUGGACUGCACUGGACUGGACUGGACUGGACUGGACUGGACUGCACUGGACUGGACUGGACUGGACUGGACUGAACUGGACUGGACGGGACUGGAUUGGAAUGGACUGGACAAGGUAGGACUGGACUGGAUUGAACUGGCCUGGAUUGGACUGGACUGCACUGGAGUGGACGUGACUUUACUAAACUGCACUCGACUGGACUGGACUGGAGUGCACUGGAGCGGACUUAACUGUACUAUACUGCACUGGACUGGACUAUACAAGACUGGACUGCACUGGACAGGGUAG